UUUGUUGUAGCAACGAAGCUUAGAUACGUUCCUUGUAGGUGUAGACUUUGCCAUGUAGCAGUCAGGCAGUCCCCCAAGUAUGUUGACACGUUGAUUUGCAGUUUGUUCGCAAGUACCAGUUUGACAUACAUUUACACAAUACAAGCGACCAGCAGAACAUGUAGAGGAUGAUUCCUCUCAACGUUUUCCGUGGAACAUUUACCAUAGUUGUGUUGCUGAUCGCCUGUGUCCCAGCUAACUGCGAUUCCAGUGUAAAAUGUCACACACCUGAGGCAACGCUUUCAAAGGAGGCCAGUCUCACCUGUUAUUUCCCGGAGGACAUCAGCGUGUCCAAGAAAGAUUUCACUGUAUAUCACUACGUCAAGCAUGGCCUUCCAGACAGUGUGGUCGACUGCUUUUGGGUCCGUGGAACAUUGCAGUGUCUAGUCCGGGAUGGGUUCAAGUUCGACAAGGUCGUCACAGACCACAUGACUGUCCAGAUACCCCAUGCAGUCGAGAAACACUCGGGGAAAUAUACUUGUCAGAUGUCAGGGAACGCAGCGUCUGACAUCGCACCCUGUCAUCUUCAUCUCAAGAAAGACACCACGGUCAAAUGCCACAUUUCGAAGGAGCAGACCUUGUUCUGUCACUUUCCAGAAGACAUUAGUCAGACCAAGAAAAACUUCACUGUACAUCGUCACGCUGAUCACCAUGAUCCAGAAACUGUGCUCCACUGUUUUUGGAAUCGUGAGAAAAUGAACUGCACUGUUCUUGGUGGUUUCUUGUACGACCAUGUCGUCACACACCAGAUAAGCCUCCGGAUACCCAUGCCACACAUCCCCGAGAAACACGAGGGAAAAUAUACAUGUCACAUGACAGGGACCUCAGAGUCUGACAUUGCACCAUGCCACUUUAAUCGAAGUACAGGUUUACCGCCAAACAAAAGUUCAGAAAGGAUCAACGAUCAUCCAAUCUUUAGUGGUCAUUCUUCAGGAGGUGACCCGUGGAGCAUGCAGAAGGCUAUUUUGUUGGUAAUACUUGUCUUCCAUAUCUACCUUGUUCAAGAACUAAUCUUGAAUUAAGAACUGCAUACCACACGACGGACAUUUGCCCAUAAUGAAAAAGCUGCUGGGUGGCGAGCGACGAGAAUGUGAAGCUGGCAAUGAAGUUUCUUGUCUACAUUCUAACCAAAGCCAGGACAUUAAACUUAUUAUUUUUCCGAGACGUGCAGCCAAAUGUUUUUCCAUUUUCUGUAUAUGUAUAAUUUAUAUGAUAAGCAAAAGUGUGAUAUUUUAACAGGCAAUAUCUCCAAAAGAUUAUGAAUUUGUACUUUACUUUGUGAAAAAGUAUUUAUGCAGCAUACAGAAUAUUAUUUAUUUGUACCCUUAUCACCUUUUAUUAAGUUUUGAUUAUUUGUCACUUGAAAGCCAGGGCUUAAGACAUUACAAAUAUUAACAGUUCAAAAACAAUUCCGUCCACUUAUACCUAUUACAGCAAUUAAUAAUUUUGAUAACAAUUCCGUCCACUUAUACCUACUAGUGCAAGUAACAGUUUGAAAAGAAUUCUGUCCACUUAUACAUAGUUUAACAGAUGAUAUUUAUUUGAUUUAUUGAACAGUUAAUCUUUACAACUUUAUUUGCUGUUGCGACCUUUUAAAAAUAAAAAAUACAAUAUUUUAA
Messenger RNA from Pomacea canaliculata, 1658 nucleotides. RefSeq lists its product as uncharacterized. The transcript is spliced from 9 exons. The record is from RefSeq and is a predicted model, not a curated record. Bases 168 to 1061 code for a protein of 297 amino acids. Lineage: Eukaryota; Metazoa; Mollusca; Gastropoda; Architaenioglossa; Ampullariidae.